GGAAGAAGAGCAGAGGCGAGGGCAGGGAAGGAAGAGCCGUGGAGGUGCCACCGGCCGCGCCGUGGCGCUGCGGCGUCGCGAAGGCCGCUGCUGCCCCGUCCCGACCCGACCCGACCCAUCCCGGCUCGGCCGGGCGCUGCGUGCGUUGGAGUCCGCCACUGCGGCUGGUAGAGAGGCCGCGGCGAGAGGAGGAGGCGGCGGCGGCGGCGCUCCCUCCCCGGCAGGACAAAGGGCUGUGGGCGCGCAGCCGCGGCCCGCAGCCCGCGCUGGGAGCCCUCCCCUGAGCAAGCGCUUUCCGCCGCAGGAGCCAUGGGCCGGCUGCCGCGUUAGGAACAUUACCGGCCGGAGGAGCGAGGAGGAAAGCGGCCGCUGCUCCCCUUCCCCUGGGGAAGGGCUGGAGAUGGAGCCGGCGGCGCGGCCGAGCGGAGAUAUCCUGAGGCGGAACCCGCAGCAGGACUACGAGCUGAUCCAGCGGGUGGGGAGCGGCACCUACGGCGAUGUCUACAAGGCUAGAAAUCUUCACACAGGAGAACUGGCUGCUGUAAAAAUAAUCAAGUUAGAGCCUGGAGAUGACUUUUCAUUGAUACAGCAAGAAAUAUAUAUGGUUAAAGAAUGCAAGCACUGCAACAUAGUCGCCUAUUUUGGGAGCUAUCUCAGCCGUGAGAAGCUGUGGAUAUGCAUGGAAUACUGCGGUGGGGGAUCCCUCCAAGACAUUUACCACGUAACAGGACCUCUGUCAGAGUUACAGAUUGCAUACGUGUGCAGAGAAACUUUACAGGGUUUGGCUUAUUUGCAUAUGAAGGGCAAAAUGCAUAGAGAUAUCAAGGGUGCAAAUAUUCUGCUGACAGACCAUGGAGAUGUCAAAUUAGCUGACUUUGGUGUAGCAGCAAAAAUCACAGCCACCAUUGCGAAGAGGAAAUCAUUUAUUGGUACUCCUUACUGGAUGGCCCCAGAGGUUGCAGCAGUGGAGAAGAACGGCGGAUACAACCAGCUCUGCGAUAUCUGGGCCGUUGGCAUAACCGCGAUCGAGCUGGCAGAGCUUCAGCCACCCAUGUUUGAUCUUCAUCCCAUGAGGGCUUUGUUUUUAAUGUCAAAAAGCAAUUUUCAGCCACCAAAACUAAAGGAAAAAGCAAAAUGGUCAGCAACCUUCCAUAAUUUUGUCAAAAUAGCACUUACAAAAAACCCAAAGAAGAGACCAACAGCAGACAGGCUCCUCUCUCAUAGCUUUGUGGGGCAGCCUGGUCUUUCAAGAUCUUUAGCAGUUGAGCUGUUGGAUAAAGUUAAUAAUCCUGACAACCAUACACACUACAGUGAAGUUGAUGAUGAUGAUUUUGAGCCUCAUGCUGUCGUCCGCCAUACGAUUCGAUCGACAAACAGGAACAUCAGGGCAGAGAGAACAGCGUCGGAGAUCAACUUUGAUAAGCUGCAGUUUGAGCCCCCUCUACGGAAAGAAACAGAAGCUCGGGAUGAAAUGGUUGUGGCAGCUGGUGCUGACUUUGCUUCACAUUGGAAUCCUUUUGUUGAUGGUGGAAGCAGCAAGGGACUGCUUACAAAAUUUGGCGAUGGGAUGGAAGAUGUUGAAGAAUCAACACUAAAGCGAGCUGGACCACCCCCGCUACCUCCAAAGCCAAGAAUAAACAGUUAUCCUGAGGAGAACCUUCCAGAUGAUGAGAAAUGCCAGACAAUAAAACAUUUCCCAAACUCACAGAACAGAGCUCCACCAGCUCACAGGAGACAAAGCAUCCCAGUUUGUGGAGCUCAGACUGAUUCUUCUUCAGUUGGAAUGACCAGCAGCAUGAGUAGCCCUGGAUUGCUCACAGCCAGAUACAGUGACUUAGGAAAUGGGGAAGGGAUGCUGAAACUCAUUGAAGAAAAUGCUGAAGGGUCUGGACAAAUCCCUCAGCUGCCACGUAAAAAGGAGAAAAGAGAUUUUCCUAAGCCAGCAAUCAAUGGUUUGCCACCAACACCAAAGGUGCUGAUGGGAGCCUGCUUUUCCAAAGUCUUUGAUGGUUGUCCUUUGAAGAUUAAUUGUGCCACGUCCUGGAUACAUCCAGAUACUAAAGACCAGUACAUUAUCUUUGGCACGGAAGAAGGCAUCUAUACUUUGAAUUUGAAUGAGCUUCACGAAGCAACAAUGGAACAGUUAUUUCCUCGCAAGUGCACCUGGCUGUAUGUUAUCAAUAACACCUUAAUGUCCUUGUCAGGGAAAUCCUUCCAGCUCUACUCACAUAAUUUAAUAGCUUUGUUUGAACAAGCCAAGAAGACAGGAUUAGCUGCUCAUAUUCAAACCCACCGCUUUCCUGACAAAAUAUUGCCAAGGAAGUUUGCCUUAACCACAAAGAUCCCUGAUACAAAAGGAUGCCACAAAUGCUGUAUAGUACGAAAUCCAUACACGGGCCACAAGUACCUGUGUGGUGCACUGCAGUCUGGAAUUGUUCUGCUCCAGUGGUAUGAGCCCAUGCAGAAAUUCAUGUUAAUAAAACACUUUGAUUUUCCUUUGCCAAGCCCUCUGAAUGUGUUUGAAAUGCUGGUGAUCCCCGAGCAGGAGUACCCCAUGGUCUGCGUAGCCAUCAGUAAGGGUACUGAACCAAAUCAAGUAGUUCAGUUUGAGACAAUCAACUUGAACUCUGCUUCUUCCUGGUUUACAGAAAUUGGUGCAGGCAAUCAGCAGUUGGAUGCCAUUCACGUCACGCAGCUGGAAAGAGACACUGUCCUGGUCUGCCUGGACAAAUUUGUGAAAAUUGUGAAUUUACAAGGGAAGCUGAAGUCAAGCAAGAAACUGGCCUCCGAGCUGAGCUUUGAUUUCUGCAUCGAGUCAGUGGUGUGCCUUCAAGACAGUGUGCUGGCCUUCUGGAAACAUGGCAUGCAGGGCAAAAGCUUUAAGUCAGAUGAAGUUACCCAGGAGAUAUCAGAUGAAACCAGGGUUUUCCGCUUACUGGGAUCAGACAGAGUGGUGGUGUUAGAGAGCAGGCCAACAGAACACCCAACUGCCCACAGCAACCUCUACAUCCUGGCUGGACAUGAAAAUAGUUACUAAGCAACAGUAACCCGACACAGACAACAGAGUGGGUUUGCCACGGGAGGAACAAAAGCAGCUGUAGGAAGCUCAGUGACUGUGACUUUCCUGUUUUUCUUUUCUUGACACCUAAGUGAUGUUGUUUUUAGGGUGGAAAUCAAUACAGGUGUUUUUAUUUUUGCAGCUGGGAACAGCUGGUUCUGUCUCUUGCCACUGUGUGGUUGGUUAUAUCGAGUUUGCUUAAUAAAAGCUACGAGGUGAAGAGCCCUUUACUCCUUAGUUGUAGGGAAACCUUGAAAGGAAAAAAAAAAAGGCAUUAAGAAAAAGAAGUUUCUGCAGUAAAGGUGCCAUAAACUGUUAAAUAUUUUCCUUCUCCUUGGAUUUCCUUUGUGUUCUGUAGAUAGAGACCAAGCGCUGGCUGUUUUUCCUCGUUUUAUACUGAGUCUUAUUCUUAAUAAACAAAAGAUUUUGUGUAGGAAGUUGAAA
Pogoniulus pusillus (Red-fronted tinkerbird) is the source of this 3502-nucleotide messenger RNA. RefSeq names its product mitogen-activated protein kinase kinase kinase kinase 5 (gene MAP4K5). NCBI's taxonomy places the organism in Eukaryota, Metazoa, Chordata, Aves, Piciformes, Lybiidae. Gene Ontology annotation, biological process: intracellular signal transduction; protein phosphorylation. The transcript has 33 exons. The coding region runs from base 401 to 3037 and encodes 878 amino acids. The record is from RefSeq and is a predicted model, not a curated record. Gene Ontology annotation, molecular function: MAP kinase kinase kinase kinase activity; ATP binding. Gene Ontology annotation, cellular component: cytoplasm.